AUGGUAUCAAGAGAAAAAUCCUUUCACCCCUGGUUCUCCCCCACAGAUCCAUUUGAAGUUCGUCUUGUCGGUGGACUAAACGAUGCUGAAGGCAGAGUAGAGGUACUGUACGAUGGAUCCUGGGGAACCAUCUGUGAUUCGUGGUGGGACCUGAGAGACGCGAGGGUGGUUUGUAGAAUGCUGGGGUUUGAUGGAGCCUUAAAUGCACCGAGAUCUGCAAGGUUUGGUCAGGGCUCUGGUCGUAUCCUGCUAAAGUAUGUCACUUGUGACGGAACUGAAGACAACCUAGCAGAGUGUACUCAUUCAGGGAUUGGACGUUACUCAUGCAGUCAUACAAGGGAUGCAGGAGCCAUCUGCUACUCAGGACUCCAUCCAAAGCCAUUUGAAGUUCGUCUCGUCGGUGGGUCAAACAAUGCUGAAGGCACAGUAGAGAUCAUGCACGAUGGAUCCUGGGAGACAAUCUGUGAUGUUGGCUGGGAUCUGAGGGACGCGAGGGUGAUUUGCAGAAUGCUUGGGUUUGAUGGAGCCUUGGACGCACCGGGAUCUGCACGGUUUGGUCAGGGCUCUGAUCCAUUUCAAGUUCGUCUCGUCAAUGGAUCAAACGAUGCUGAAGGAAGAGUAGAAAUACUUUACGAUGGAUUCUGGGGAACUAUCUGUGAUGACUGGUGGGAUAUAAAAGAUGCGAGGGUUGUUUGUAGAAUGAUGGGGUUCAACGACGCAAUAGCUGCGUCUAUUUCUGCAAGGUUUGGUCAAGGACCUGACCAUAGUCUUCUGACAUCUCUCGGCUUUCAACUUGUCAAUGGAGCCGGUGGAUAUGAAGGAAGAGUUGAGAUACUACACGAAGGGUCUUGGGGGACUGUAUGCGACGAUUUCUGGGACCUGGACGACGCUAAGGUUGUAUGUCGACAGUUAGGAUUUGAUGGUGCUGUGGCUGCUCUGCCCCGUGCCAGAUUUGGUCAAGGCUCUGGUGAUAUCUUUCUGGAUGGUGUUAAGUGCAACGGGACAGAAACCAGCCUCAGAUACUGCCAGCAUAAGGGGAUAGGUGUUCAUCAUUGUACACACGAGGGGGAUGCCAGCGUUAUAUGUAAACGUGGAGGUUUGAGGACUUACUCGGACAUGAUCACCUCUGAUGAAAUACCGCCAACGUACACAACCAAGCUAGUGCCCAAUGGACACGAAACUACAAUAGUUCCACCAAGACAACAAGGACACGAGGUCAUUACCACGACAUAUCCGCUUAACACAAACAUACGUCUCGUCAACGGCUCCAACAAUGCUGAAGGAAGAGUGGAGAUCUUCUACGGUGGAUCGUGGAUGACCGUUUGUGAUAAAAACUGGGAUCUGUUAGCAGCAAGGGUAGUCUGCAGAAUGCUGGGGUUCGACGGAGCCUUGGAUGCGACACGAUCCGCAAGCUUUGGGCAGGGAUCUGGUGGUAUUCUCUAUGUAAAGUGUUUUGGGACAGAAGACAGCCUGGCAGACUGUUAUCGUGUAUCGGUCGUCUCAUCCUGCAAACAUAAAUUAGAUGCAGGUGCCGUGUGUUACUCAGGAGUCGGUGGCGCCAGCGAUGCUGAAGGCAGAGUAGAAGUACUUUACGAUGGAUCCUGGGGAACUAUCUGUGAUUCAUGGUGGGAUCUGACAGACGCAAGGGUGGUGUGCAGAAUGCUGGGGUUUGAUGGAGCCUUGGACGCACCGGGAUCUGCACGAUUUGGUCAGGGAUCUGGUCGUAGUCUUCUAGGAUAUGUAAAUUGUGAUGGAAAUGAAGACAACGUAGCAGACUGUGCUCAUGCAGGAAUUGGACGUUACUCAUGCAGUCAUACAAGGGAUGCAGGAGCCAUCUGCUACUCAGGACUUCAUCUUGUCGGUGGGUCUAACGAAGCUGAAGGCAGGGUAGAAGUGUUGCAGGACGGAUCCUGGGGAACUGUCUGUGGUGUUGGCUGGGAUCUGAGAGACGCGAGGGUGGUGUGCAGAAUGCUGGGGUUAGACGGCGCCCUGGACGCACCGAGAUCUGCUAAUUUUGGUCAGGGCUCUGGUCGUAUUCUAUUACAGUAUGUCAACUGCGACGGAACAGAAGACAACCUAGCUGAUUGUGCUCAUGCAGGGGUCGAACGUUACUUAUGCAGUCAUACAAGUGAUGCAGGAGCCAUGUGCUACUUCGGAACUCAUCCAACCCCAUUCCAAGUUCGUCUUGUCAAUGGAUUAAAAGAUGCCGAAGGCAGAGUAGAGGUACUGUACGAUGGAUCCUGGGGAACUAUAUGUGAUGACAGCUGGGAUCUGAGAGAUGCGAGGGUGGUUUGUAGAAUACUGGGUUUUGAUGGAGCCCUGGACGCACCGGGAUCUGCUAGGUUUGGUCAGGGCUCUGGUCGUAUCCUGCUAAAGUAUGUCAAUUGUGACGGAACUGAAGACAACCUGGCUGACUGCACUCAUUCAGGGAUUGGACGUUACUCAUGCAGUCAUACAAGGGAUGCUGGAGCCAUCUGCUACGCAGGACUCCAUCCAAAACCAUUUGAAGUUCGUCUUGUCGGUGGGUCUAACGAAGCUGAAGGCAGAGUAGAGAUCAUGCACGAUGGAUCCUGGGGAACCAUCUGUGAUGACAGCUGGGAUCUGAGAGACGCGAGGGUGGUUUGUAGAAUGCUGGGGUUUGAUGGAGCCUUGAACGCGCCAAGAUCUGCUAGGUUUGGUCAGGGCUCUGGACAUAUAAUUCUAGAUGUCCUCGGAUGUGACGGAACAGAAGUAAACUUAGCAGAAUGUGCUCUUGCAUGGGUUAAAGGUUACUCCUGUGGCCAUACAAGGGAUGCAGGCGCUGUUUGUUAUUCGGGAGAUCCAUUUCAAGUUCGUCUCGUCAAUGGAUCAAACGAUGCUGAGGGAAGAGUAGAAGUACUUUACGAAGGAUCCUGGGGAACUAUCUGUGAUGACUCGUGGGAUUUAAAAGAUGCGAGGGUUGUUUGUAGAAUGAUGGGGUUCAACGACGCAACAGCUGCGCCUACUUCUGCAAAAUUUGGUCAAGGACCUGGCCAUAGUUUUCUGACAUCUCUCGGCUUUCGACUUGUCAAUGGAGCCGAUGGAUAUGAAGGAAGAGUUGAGAUACUACAUGAAGGGUCUUGGGGGACUGUAUGCGACGAUUUAUGGGACUUGGACGAUGCUAAGGUUGUAUGUCGACAGUUAGGAUUUGAUGGUGCUGUGGCUGCUCUACCCCUAGCCAGAUUUGAUCAAGGUCAUGGUGAAAUCUUUCUAGAUGGUGUUCAGUGCAAUGGAACAGAAACCAACCUCAAAGACUGCAAGCAUGAUGGGAUAGGUGUUCAUAGUUGUGUACACAAGGAGGAUGCCAGUGUCAUAUGUGAACAAGGAGUAGAAGUAAGUCUCGUGAAAGGCUCCAACCAUGCUGAAGGAAGAGUGGAGGUCUUGUACGAUGGAUCGUGGGGAACUGUCUGUGAUACCUGGUGGGAUCUGAACGAUGCAAGGGUUCUUUGCAGGAUGCUGGGGUACGACGGUGCUCUAGAUGCGCCACGAUCAGCCAGCUUUGGUCAGGGUUCUGGUGAUGUUCUGCGUGUCGAUUGCUCGGGAACAGACUGUUCAAACGUUGGGACCAGCACUCCCUGUGGACAUCAUAUGGACGCAGGGGCCGUAUGUUAUUUAGGAGACCAUCCUAACCCAUUGCAAGUUCGGCUUGUUAAUGGAUCUAACGAUGCUGAAGGCAGAGUAGAAGUACUGUACGGAGGCUCCUGGGGAACUAUCUGUCAUUACUGGUGGGAUCUGAGAGACGCGAGGGUAGUUUGUAGAAUGCUGGGGUUUGAUGGAGCCGUGGACGCACCGGGAUCUGCUAGGUUUGGUCAAGGAUCUGGUCCUAUUCUUCUAGAUAGGGUCAACUGUGAUGGAACAGAAGACAACCUUGCAGGAUGCGGUUAUUCAGGGAAUGCACGUUACUCAUGCAGUCAUACAAGUGAUGCAGGUGUCAUGUGUUACUCAGGAGUCCAUCCAAACCCAUUGCAAGUUCGGCUUGUUAAUGGAUCUAACGAUGCUGAAGGCAGAGUUGAGGUCAUGCAUGAAGGAUCCUGGGGAACUAUCUGUGAUGACUGGUGGGAUCUGAGAGACGCAAAUGUGGUUUGUAGAAUGCUGGGGUUCGAUAAAGCCUUGGACGCACCAGGAUUUGCUAGGUUUGGUCAGGGAUCUGGUCAUAUUAUUUUUGAUAGGGUCAGCUGUGAUGGAACAGAAGACAACCUUGCAGGAUGCGGUUAUUCAGGGAAUGCACGUUACUCAUGCAGUCAUACAAGUGCUGCUGCAGGUGCCAUUUGUUACUCAGGAAUCCAUCCAAAUCCUUUACAAGUUCGUCUUGUCGGUGGGUCUAACGAUGCUGAAGGCAGAGUAGAGGUACUGCAUCACGAUGGAUCCUGGGGAGCUAUCUGUGAUGACAGCUGGGAUCUAAGAGACGCGAGGGUGGUUUGUAGAAUGUUGGGGUUUGAUGGAGCCUUGGACGCACCGGGAUCUGCUAGGUUUGGUGAAGGUUCAGGGGAUAUUCUUCUAGAUGAUGUCGGGUGUGAGGGAACAGAAGAUAAUGUAGCGGGAUGCAUUCAACGAAGGGUUGAAGUACAAUACUGUGGACAUGAUGAAGAUGCGGGCGCUAUUUGUUACAAUGGAGCACAUCCGAAUCCUUUCAGAAUAAGGCUCGUCGGUGGAUCCAGCAGUGCUGAAGGCAGAGUAGAGGUACUGUACGAUGGAUCCUGGGGAACCAUCUGUGAUAAUGGCUGGGAUCUGAGAGACGCGAGGGUGGUGUGCAGAAUGCUUGGGUUCGAUGGAGCCUUGGACGCACCGACUUCUGCAAGGUUCGGUCAGGGAUCUGAGGAUAUACUUCUGGAUUUUGUCGGCUGUGAUGGAACGGAAGAAAAUCUAGCGGACUGUGCAUAUCUUUUGAUAGGCGUCCAUUACUACGGACAUGGACAGGCUGUUGGUGCUAUCUGUUACUCGGGAGCCCAUCCAAACUCUGUUGGAGUACGGCUCGUGGGUGGAUCCAACAGUUCUGAAGGCAGAGUGGAGAUCAGGUACAAAGGAACCUGGGGAACAGUUUGCGACAAUGGCUGGAAUCUGCAAGAUGCAAAAGUCGUAUGCAGAAUGUUGGGAUUCGGCGACGCCUCAACUGCACCAGUUUCAGCCUGGUUUGGUGAGGGGUCCGAAGAAAUUCUCCUGUCUCAUGUCGGGUGCGAUGGAACGGAAGACAAUCUUGCGGACUGCGCACAUCUAGGGUUUGGAGUGCACAACUGCCAACAUAACGAAGACGCUGGGGUCACGUGUCUCAUAGGAGUUCGACUUGUUAGUGGAGCCGAUGAAUAUGAAGGAAGAGUUGAGAUCCUACACGAAGGGUCUUGGGGGACUGUAUGCGACGAUUUAUGGGACCUGGACGACGCAAAGGUUGUGUGUCGACAAUUAGGAUUCGAUGGUGCUUUAGCUGCUCUACCCCAAGCAAGAUUUGGUAAAGGUUCUGGUGAUAUCUUUCUGGAUGGUGUUCAGUGCAAUGGGACAGAAACAAACCUCAGAGACUGCAAACAUAAAGGGAUUGGAGUCCAUGAUUGCAUACACAAAGAAGAUGCCAGCGUCUCUUGUAUGCAUGCAGCUCAUCUAGAUUUGACUUCCUAUUCCAAUGUUGACGCAUCUCGUGUAACAACACGAACUACAGACGAUCUGGCGUCAGCAGCUAACGACACUACAGUAGUUGCGUUAAAUUUGACUUCCUAUUCCAAUGUUGACGCAUCUCGUGUAACAACACGAACUACAGACGAUCUGGCGUCAGCAGCUAACGACACUACAGUAGUUGCGUUAAACUUGAACACCCCACCUCGGUUACCGGAUAGACAAGUGACCGGUGUGCUUCAUCACGAUUAUGAAUCAAAUAUAGCAGCUGAUGGUGACGAUAAAGGUGAUCUGAAUCUCUCGCAAUUCAAAAAGAAACGAGAAAGGAAUAUAAACAUGGACAUCGAUAACGUUUAUGAAACACCCGACAAAGACAAGGACUUAGAUCUUGAUGAUUAUAUCCUUCCGACCAGGGAAUCAUCAUCGGAUGAGUACAUCGACAUGACAACUGUUUACCAAACGCCCUUUAGCGGGGAAAGAUGA
Molecule: messenger RNA, 6102 nt
Organism: Strongylocentrotus purpuratus (purple sea urchin)
Lineage: Eukaryota; Metazoa; Echinodermata; Echinoidea; Camarodonta; Strongylocentrotidae
Product: deleted in malignant brain tumors 1 protein-like
Exons: 22
Coding region: 1-6102 (2033 amino acids)
Cellular component (GO): membrane
Source: RefSeq, a predicted model, not a curated record